Sorex fumeus (smoky shrew) is the source of this 2428-nucleotide messenger RNA. It is a transcript of the gene CRY1, whose product is annotated as cryptochrome circadian regulator 1. Bases 1 to 1761 code for a protein of 586 amino acids. Gene Ontology annotation, cellular component: cytoplasm; nucleus. Lineage: Eukaryota; Metazoa; Chordata; Mammalia; Eulipotyphla; Soricidae. Gene Ontology annotation, molecular function: FAD binding; DNA binding. Gene Ontology annotation, biological process: negative regulation of DNA-templated transcription; circadian regulation of gene expression; entrainment of circadian clock by photoperiod. The transcript is spliced from 13 exons. The record is from RefSeq and is a predicted model, not a curated record.
AUGGGGGUGGUGAACGCCGUGCACUGGUUCCGCAAGGGGCUCCGGCUGCACGACAACCCCGCGCUCCGCGAGUGCAUCCAGGGCGCCGACACCAUCCGCUGCGUCUACAUCCUCGACCCCUGGUUCGCCGGCUCGUCCAACGUGGGCAUCAACAGGUGGCGAUUUUUGCUUCAGUGUCUUGAAGACCUUGAUGCUAAUCUACGAAAAUUAAACUCUCGCCUCUUUGUGAUUCGUGGCCAGCCAGCAGAUGUGUUUCCUAGACUUUUCAAGGAAUGGAACAUUACUAAACUCUCAAUUGAGUAUGAUUCUGAGCCCUUUGGAAAAGAGCGAGAUGCAGCUAUUAAGAAACUGGCUACUGAAGCUGGAGUAGAAGUCAUUGUACGGAUUUCACAUACAUUAUAUGACCUGGACAAGAUCAUAGAACUCAAUGGUGGACAGCCGCCUCUUACUUAUAAAAGAUUCCAGACUCUCAUUAGCAAAAUGGAACCAUUAGCGAUACCAGUGGAAACAAUUACUUCAGAAGUGAUAGAAAAGUGCACAACUCCUCUGUCUGAUGAUCAUGAUGAGAAAUAUGGAGUCCCUUCCCUGGAAGAACUAGGUUUUGAUACAGAUGGCUUACCCUCUGCAGUGUGGCCAGGGGGAGAAACUGAAGCUCUAACUCGUUUGGAAAGACAUUUGGAGAGAAAAGCUUGGGUAGCAAACUUUGAAAGACCUCGAAUGAACGCAAAUUCCCUGCUUGCUAGCCCUACAGGACUUAGUCCUUAUCUUCGAUUUGGCUGUUUGUCAUGUCGACUUUUUUACUUCAAACUAACAGACCUCUACAAAAAGGUAAAGAAGAACAGUUCCCCUCCACUUUCACUUUAUGGACAAUUAUUAUGGCGUGAAUUUUUCUAUACAGCAGCAACAAAUAAUCCACGCUUUGAUAAAAUGGAAGGAAACCCCAUCUGUGUUCAGAUUCCUUGGGAUAAGAAUCCUGAAGCGUUAGCAAAGUGGGCAGAAGGCCGGACAGGCUUCCCAUGGAUUGAUGCCAUCAUGACACAACUUCGUCAGGAGGGAUGGAUUCACCAUUUAGCUAGACAUGCAGUAGCUUGCUUCCUGACACGAGGUGACCUGUGGAUUAGUUGGGAAGAAGGAAUGAAGGUAUUUGAAGAAUUAUUGCUUGAUGCAGAUUGGAGCAUAAAUGCUGGAAGUUGGAUGUGGCUGUCUUGUAGCUCCUUUUUCCAGCAGUUUUUUCACUGCUAUUGCCCUGUUGGUUUUGGUAGGAGAACAGAUCCCAAUGGUGACUAUAUCAGGCGUUAUUUGCCUGUCCUUAGAGGUUUCCCUGCAAAAUAUAUUUACGAUCCCUGGAAUGCACCAGAAGGUAUACAAAAAGUAGCCAAAUGUUUGAUAGGAGUUAAUUAUCCUAAGCCUAUGGUGAACCAUGCUGAGGCGAGCCGUUUGAAUAUUGAGAGGAUGAAACAGAUCUAUCAGCAGCUUUCACGAUACAGAGGAUUAGGUCUUCUUGCAACAGUGCCUUCUAACCCUAACGGGAAUGGAAGCUUCAUGGGGUAUUCUCCUGGUGAAAAUGCCUCAGGUUGCAGCAGCAGUGGAAGUUACUUUCAAGGGAGUGGUAUUUUACAUUAUGCUUAUGGAGACAGUCAGCAAACUCAUUUAUUAAAGCAAGGAAGAAGCUCCUCAUGCGCUGGUCUCAGCAGUGGGAAACGUCCAAGUCAGGAAGAGGACAGGCAGAGUCCUAAAGUCCAGCGACAGACAGCUAACUAGGUAACUAUUUCAGCGCUGUAUAUCUUGCUUUGAGAAAACAUUUAGGAAGAAGAUGCUGUUGCAGCUGAAGUUGGUGGGGAGUUCAGUAGUUUUUCAGUUAAAUUAUUUAAAAAUGUUCUUCAUUGAUGGAAAAUAGUUACAUUUUAAAAUGCAUUGUUUCUAAUAACAUUUUUUGUGGUUUUUAACUUUUUAAUGAAUUUCACAUAGAAGAAAUGGUGAUUUGUAUAUAAAGAACUUGGUCAAAGAAUUUGCUUCAUGUAAAUAUAGUCACAAUUAGCAUAGACCCAUCAGUAUAUUUUUGAUAAUUUUUGAUGUACGGUAAAGCUUAAGGUUGCAAAUGGAUUUAUGAUAAAAAUAAGUUUUGAGAGUCAGUAUGGGAGAAUAAGAGGUUUUUAGAAAACUUUCUUAAGAGACUUUGUUAAAAUUUUAGGAUAACAUUUUCUUGAAACGGAUCUAUGUUUGCAAUCUUCAGUAAUGUUUUAGAAAAUGUGUGUAGUCAAAUUAGUAGUUAGAGCCUAUGUUACCAUAGACAGUAUGUGUUUUAACCCUUAUAUAUGACUGUGUUGACUCAAAACUUGUGGAAAUAUCUUGUGUUAUGUAGUCCUUGUCUCCUCCUGUUUGUUAACAGCUGAAGUGACCUUGUUAUUAAAGUACUCACAUGUAUGGA